AUGGAUCAAGAGAUAUCAUUACCAAAUGCUCCUGAUCAUGAAACACUUCACCCUUUGAAAGAGAUAACAUUUGGUGCCAUAUCAGGAAUGGUGGGUAAAGUAGUUGAAUUCCCAUUGGACACAAUUAAAGUGCGAUUACAAUCUGCCAGUGGUAAUGGCAAUAAUUCUUCAAUUACAACUUUACAAAUGAUCAAAUCGACAUAUCAUAAUGAAGGAAUUUUCAAUGGGUUUUAUAAGGGACUAAAAGCUCCUAUGAUUGGUGCUUGUUUAGAAAAUGCCAUCCUUUUUAGCUCAUAUAAUUUUGGAUCUACUGUGAUAGCAAAUCAUUUAAACAAGAGUAACGACAAAAGGCGAUACACUACUGAAACAUUACCAUUCAUGGGGAAAAUUAUAGCUGGUGGAUUUGCUGGAUUCAUGGCAUCGUUUGUGUUGACUCCAGUUGAGUUGGUAAAAUGUCAAUUACAAGUAUCAAACCUAAGUCAGGAUAAAUCGCAUCAUACAUACCGCACAAUUAUUAAAUCAACAGUACGAGAUAGAGGCAUAAUUGGAUUAUGGAAAGGUUUGAAUUCAACCAUUGUUAGGGAAGUCAUUGGUACCGCCAUUUGGUUUGGUACUUAUGAAUAUAUCAAUGAUUAUUAUAAACAGGCCAAAGAUCCUUGGGUUAGUAAUAAGGAUGUGCAAUUGUUAAUUGCUGGUGCCAUGGCUGGCGUGACAUUUAAUUUUUCAAUGUUCCCAGUAGAUACUAUUAAAUCAAACAUCCAAACCCAUGAUCUAUUAAACAAACAUAGGAACUCAACCAGUGUGGUAAAACAAAUCGGAUUCUGGCAAACUACAAGAUCAAUAAUUUCUAAACCAGGAGGUCUCUUGAAUUUGUAUAAUGGGUUGGGGAUAACUAUGGUUCGUUGUAUACCAGCUAAUGCCCUCAUUUUCUACACUUAUGAAUUAUUAAAACUGAAUUUCUAA
Messenger RNA from Candida dubliniensis CD36, 963 nucleotides. RefSeq names its product Arg11p (gene ARG11). Bases 1 to 963 code for a protein of 320 amino acids. Gene Ontology annotation, biological process: mitochondrial L-ornithine transmembrane transport. Gene Ontology annotation, molecular function: L-ornithine transmembrane transporter activity. Lineage: Eukaryota; Fungi; Ascomycota; Pichiomycetes; Serinales; Debaryomycetaceae. The transcript has a single exon. The record is from RefSeq and is a predicted model, not a curated record.